CUGCCUUCUUCUCUCUCUCUCUCUCUCCUCUUUUAUAUCUUUCACGGAAUACAUCCACACACUCACUCUACCCAAACAUUGUUUUUUAGUACACCUAUUUAACCGAAUAGAAAACAUAUAUGCAGAGCCUGUGAAAAAAGAAGAAAAAAAAAAUUGUUCAUCGUCAAUAUGGAGAAGAACAAAUAAUUAACGAAAGAGAGAAAAAAAUAUUCUGCCCCUAACUUUCUCUCUCUAGAACUAAAUCCAAUCCGAUGAAGGGCGGCGGCGGCGGCGGAGGAUUAGUUUGGAGAGCGUUAUUGGCGAGCGUGCUAACGUGCGCCGCCCUCCGUACGACGUCGUCAGAUCCGAGCGACGAGGCGUGCCUGACUCACCUGAGCGAGUCGAUACAGGACCCGACUCGGUCGCUCCAGAACUGGACGAAGGCGACCUUCGCCAACCCCUGCAACGGCUUCACCUCGUACCUCCGGGGCGCGACCUGCAACAAUGGCCGAAUCUACAAGCUCUCUCUCACUAACCUCUCUCUGCGCGGCUCAAUCUCCCCGUACCUCGCCAACUGCACCAAUCUCCAGGCCCUCGACCUCUCCUCCAACGCGCUCACCGGCCCUAUCCCGACCGACUUGCAAUACCUCGUCAAUCUCGCAGUCUUGAACCUCUCGUCGAACCGCCUCAACGGGCCCAUUCCUCCGCAGCUCACAAUGUGCGCUUACCUCAACGUGAUCGACCUCCACGACAACCUUCUGACGGGGCAGAUUCCGCAGCAAUUGGGACUUCUGCUACGCCUCUCCGCCUUCGACGUGUCCAACAACCGCCUGUCGGGGCCAAUCCCCGCCACGCUCACCAACCGGAGCGGGAACUUGCCGAAGAUCAACGCGUCGUCGUUUGAGGGGAACAAGGAUCUGUACGGCUACCCGCUCCCCCCGCGCCAGAAACAAAAGGGGCUUUCGGUGCUUGCGAUUGUUGGGAUCGGAUUGGGGAGUGGGUUCGCGAGCUUGGUUCUCAGCUUCACUGGGGUUUGCAUUUGGUUGAAGAUCACGGAGAGAAAAAUGGCUCUUGAUGAGGGAAAGAUCAGUCAACUCAUGCCUGAUUAUUGAAACUCGUCAGAAUUUCAGGUAUAUUUUAGGAGAUUUCUUUUGUCUAGAUUAUAUAAUGUUUCUCGAACGAUUUCUGGGGGUUUUUUUUUGUGGGUUAUCUUUUUACUGAUCUUUGCGGGGGAUUUUCAUCUUUUUUUUUUUUUUAAAGCUUUGGUUCUCCAUAAUUCUUAUUCUCAACAAUCUACAGUGUAUAAAAACCAAUUCAAACACUUUAAUCUCAGUCAAAUAGUGCACCUCCCUCUCUUUUUUUUUUUUUUUAAUUUUUCUUUUCUGACGAUGUAACGCUUAGAAAGGGUAUAGUGUAAAUGUAAUGUCAUUGUUGAUGUUGUUCUCUGUCUCUCUUUUUCAUCUGGUUGAAAUUGGAACUAUUGGGUGAGAACUGUACGUUUUUUUUUUU
Molecule: messenger RNA, 1488 nt
Organism: Morus notabilis
Lineage: Eukaryota; Viridiplantae; Streptophyta; Magnoliopsida; Rosales; Moraceae
Product: probable LRR receptor-like serine/threonine-protein kinase At4g36180
Exons: 2
Coding region: 252-1091 (279 amino acids)
Molecular function (GO): protein binding
Source: RefSeq, a predicted model, not a curated record